Messenger RNA from Malassezia sympodialis ATCC 42132, 579 nucleotides. RefSeq names its product adaptin-ear-binding coat-associated family protein. Gene Ontology annotation, biological process: endocytosis. Lineage: Eukaryota; Fungi; Basidiomycota; Malasseziomycetes; Malasseziales; Malasseziaceae. The record is from RefSeq and is a predicted model, not a curated record. Gene Ontology annotation, cellular component: membrane; clathrin vesicle coat.
AUGUCGACGCUGUAUUCGGUCAGAGUGUGCCACGUCUAUCGAGUGCCGCCGCGUACGACGGCCGCCGGCUACCGUGCCGGUGAUUGGGGCGAUAUGAGCCAGCCGUUAUGGAGUGGUCGACUACGUGUGGUGGAGCAUGCAGAAACGUGCGAGAUCCGUCUGGAAGAUGGCACGACAGGCGAACUCUUCGCGUCAUGCCCCUAUGAUGUGACGGGCAAGUCGGUGGAAGCAACGCUUGACUCUUCGCGCUGCUUUGUCGUGCGUGUCGAGAGCGAGGAUGGGCGGCAUGCGUAUAUUGGCAUCGGGUUUGCAGAGCGCGCUGAGAGCUUUGACUUUACAGUGGCGCUGCAAGACUGGACAAGACGGCGCAAGUCGGAGCUGGCUGGCCCUGGGCCGGACGAGGCCCCGCGCCCCUCGCCACACUUGCCAGAUGGCCCGCGCCAGGACUUUUCGCUACGCGAGGGUGAGACGCUGAGCUUGCGCAUGCCGGCGCUUGGGGCAGUACGCGCGCCCAGUGCGGCGCCAGCGCAGACGGGCUUCCAAUUGCCGCCGCCGCCGCCCGGCGGGCGCAGCAAGUAA